AUGGAUACUUGCGAAUUUACAUACAUCAGUCGAGAUGAUUCGCAACCAAAAACUACAUUAGGUAUCGAACGUUCAUGGGAUGAACUCAAAGCUGAGUUUGGUCGCAGUGGACCUGGACUUCCUGAUGGUACUACGGUGCUGUAUCACGAGCAUGGCAAAUGGUAUCAAUAUAUAACAGCAAAAGAUAUCAAGUUUGGCAUGGUGAAUACGGAUGAGCUCAAUCCAAUGCGAGCAACAAUUGACAAGAAUUAUUUGGAUGAUAAGAAAUGGUCUGUUACUUAUCAUAGUUAA
Messenger RNA from Adineta ricciae, 291 nucleotides. Lineage: Eukaryota; Metazoa; Rotifera; Eurotatoria; Adinetida; Adinetidae. The record is from the annotation of a GenBank genome assembly.